This is a messenger RNA of Exophiala xenobiotica, 1611 nucleotides long. RefSeq lists its product as uncharacterized. Gene Ontology annotation, molecular function: iron ion binding; monooxygenase activity; heme binding. The record is from RefSeq and is a predicted model, not a curated record. The transcript is spliced from 11 exons. The coding region runs from base 8 to 1525 and encodes 505 amino acids. NCBI's taxonomy places the organism in Eukaryota, Fungi, Ascomycota, Eurotiomycetes, Chaetothyriales, Herpotrichiellaceae.
CAAAACCAUGUCUCUCGCCAAUGCACCGACAACACCCCAGCUGGAGCGUUCGAGACGGUUGUCGCUGUUGUUUCUCGGCAUUCCUGCGUUCUUUACGCUCUACGUGUUCGUGACCAUCGUCUACAAUCUGUUUUUCCAUCCCUUACGUCGAUACCCUGGCCCUUUUCUUGCUAGCAUCUCCCGGCUAUGGAGUCGCAUUGGCAAUUUCCACGGAUGCAAGUCGGAGCGUAUUCACGCAGCUCAUGAGAAAUAUGGACCUAUCGUGCGGGUCGGUCCAAACGAACUCUCCUUUGCAAAUCCAGCGGCCGUCCGCGACAUAUACACUUCAAAGAGCUUUGUGAAAGAGGAGACUUUCUACCGAGCCAAGAGAAUCUUCCAUGAGAAUCAUCUUUUCAGCUUCCGGAAUGCCGAAGCCCACAACCAACGGCGGAAGCUGUUGGCCCGCGGAUUCUCCCAGGCCGCUAUCAAUCAAUUCGAGCCCAACCUGAUUUCCAAGAUUCAAACGCUUUUGGAUCAGUGGGAACGGCUGAGCCGCUCGAGUGAGGAGCCGAUCAACGUGUACCCAUGGGCGCAUUGGUUGGGAUUCGACACUGUGUACCAUCUGAUGUUCGAAGAAGAUCCGGGGUCGGUCAAAAAGGGCAAAGCCGACCCUAUCAUGCAGUACAUCCGCGCAUGGCGCCCGACAUUUAUCUAUAAAGAAUUCAUGCCACAGUUGGAACAAUGGGGACUAUACGUGCCCGGGCGCGUGGGCGGGUAUUUUCGAGAUGUGCAGACCUGGAAAAAGAUCGCAAUGGACGUCGUCGGCAAAGUUCGUGUCAAUGGGACCAAGACUCCCUUCCUUAGCAAUGUUCUCAGCAAUCAGGACGCUUACUUAGGACGGCCCCUAAACGACUCGGAACUGGCAGAGGAGUGUAUGGGCGGCAUGUUUGGAGGCAGUGGGACCACUGCCAACACCUUCGUCUAUAUCCUUUGGGGCUGUCUCCGCAACCCAGACGUUGUCCGCAAGCUGAAAAAGGAGUUGAAGUCGGCAUUCCCGGAUCGAUCUACGGUCCCUGAUAAUUUGACCUGCAGCAAUCUUCCCUACCUCCAGGCCGUGAUCAACGAAACACUCCGCCGGUACCCGACCAUCAUCGCAACGCUGCCGCGCACAGCCGCCGAGGACGUCGUAGUUGCCAGCCAUCCUCUACCAAAAGGGACCGUUGUUGGCACCCAAAACUACACCAUCCACCGCUGGGAAUCGGCAUUCCCAGAUCCAGAGAAAUUCAAUCCGGAUCGAUGGCUUUCGAGCAACAAUGACGAGGAGCGCAAGCUGGCGUUCACUCCGUUUUCCGUCGGACCCAGGAGGUGUAUUGGAAUGAAUCUGGCAGAGAUGGAACUUAAUUUACUGACGGCUUGCUUUUUCUUGCGCUUUGACGCCACGAUUGAUUCUUCCAUGACCGAUGAGGAUAUGCGGUUGUACGAUACAUUCAACGCCGGCCCUGCCGGGGCUAAACUGCUAGUACAUUUGAAGGUAGUGGAAGAUUAGGCAGGGUUUAGGAGAAACCAAAUCAUCUGACUCUUGGGACGAGCAUGAGGUGAAAUAGAUGUAGACCCAGUCUCAAAUAGACUAUC